Carcharodon carcharias (great white shark) is the source of this 3161-nucleotide messenger RNA. Its product is annotated as protein O-glucosyltransferase 2-like. Gene Ontology annotation, cellular component: endomembrane system. Gene Ontology annotation, molecular function: protein binding; glucosyltransferase activity. The coding region runs from base 379 to 2505 and encodes 708 amino acids. The record is from RefSeq and is a predicted model, not a curated record. NCBI's taxonomy places the organism in Eukaryota, Metazoa, Chordata, Chondrichthyes, Lamniformes, Lamnidae. The transcript is spliced from 13 exons.
UCCCAGCAGGCGCUGGUCUCUCACCCACGCGCCUCCGCCUGUGGGUGCAGCACUGCUGUGUGGGCGCAGGAUUUGUGCGUCAUUGAGCGGCUCCCCGAUGUGGACAUGGUGGAGCUGGGGGAGGGUCAGUUUCGUGUCUUAUGGAGUUUGAACUGAUGUAGAUGUUUUCAGAAGUCAGGUAUCAAUAUGAUACUGAUGAAAGUUAAAGCCACAUAAUCGAAAUCUAGCGUAGAUUAAGGCGUUUCAAUCAGGACAAAAUGAACAAAUAUUAAUUUAGUCAAACGGAUCACCGCUUUUAGUCUAAAACCCUGAAGUUAGGUCAAAUAACGUAGAAUUACUUUUUCAUUUACGCUUACAUCAUAUGAGUUUUUUUUAACUAUGCCAGAAAAUUGGUUGCUUUGUACUUUCCUUUUUAUUGCAAUAAUGAACUGUGCAGUUGAAAGUACACCCACAGUAAAUCAAACGAGAAGUUUAGUUUGGGGGCCUGGACUGGAUGCAAACAUAGUUCUUCCAGCUCGAUAUUUCUAUAUUCAGGCAGUAGCAGAAGACAAUGUCAACUUUACUUCUUCACCAGGUGAAAAUCUGUUUACAGUGAACAUUUAUUCCCCUGGCGAACAAUUCACUAGGAUUUGGGUACAAGUAUUGGACCGGAAGGAUGGAUCAUUCCUUGUCAGGUACCGAAUGUAUUCAAGCUACAGAGGACUGGUAAUUGAAGUAAAAUUCCAAGAUGAACAUGUUGCUCAGUCACCAUAUGUUUUAAAAGGCCAUGUGUACCAUGAGUCCUGUGACUGUCCACAAGAUGAUGGAACCAGGUGGUACAAGGACAUGCACUGUCCUCAGUCUUUUCCACAGAUACAGCGAGAUUUGGCUCAUUUUCCUUUUGUCGAUCCAGACAGAAUUGCUGUAGAAAUUGCAAAAAGAUUUGGCCAAAGACAAAGUCUGUGCCAUUACACAAUAAAAGAUAAUAAGGUUUAUGUAAAAACAUUUGGAGAACAUGUUGGCUUUCGGAUAUUCAUGGAUUCCAUUUUGCUGUCUCUGACCCGAAAGGUAAAAAUACAAGAUGUAGAGUUCUUUGUAAAUCUCGGAGACUGGCCUUUAGAAAAGAGAAAAACUACUGAGAAGCUUCACCCUAUUUUCUCCUGGUGUGGAUCAGAUAAUACAAGAGAUAUUGUAAUGCCAACAUAUGACAUUACUGAUUCGGUUCUAGAAACUAUGGGACGAGUAAGUCUGGAUAUGAUGUCUGUUCAGGCCAACACUGGUCCUUCUUGGGAAAACAAAAAUUGUACAGCAUUUUGGAGAGGACGUGACAGCAGGAGGGAGCGUCUAGAGCUUGUAAAACUCAGUAUCAAACACCCUGAUUUGAUUGAUGCUGCAUUUACAAAUUUCUUCUUUUUCCCCCAUAACGAAAGCAUUUACGGUCCAAUUGUAAAACACGUGUCAUUUUUUGAUUUUUUCCAGUACAAGUAUCAAAUCAACAUUGAUGGUACUGUGGCAGCCUACAGAAUGCCUUAUUUGCUAGCAGGAGGUGGUGUUAUCCUAAAACAAGAUUCAGUCUACUAUGAACAUUUCUACAAUGACCUGCGACCAUGGCAGCAUUAUAUUCCAUUUAAGAAUGAUUUAAGUGACCUUUUGGAUAAAAUUCAAUGGGCAAAAUCUCAUGAUGAAGAGGCCAAAAUGAUUGCAAAAGCUGGACAGGACUAUGCUAGGAACAAGCUUAUGGCAGAUCACAUCUUCUGUUAUUAUUUUAAACUUUUCCAGGAGUAUGCUGAUCUUCAGGUGAGUGAACCAAAGAUAAGAGAUGGUAUGGAACUAGUGGAUCAGCCAAAAGAUGACCUUUUCCCUUGCAUCUGUCAUAGAACGAAGGUUCAAUUAAAAAUACCAUUUGGGGAAAAAAUUCUGAAUGCAAUCUAUACAGUACCAAAUGUUCCUUUCACACAUGGAGUAAUCCUCACACAUGGUGCUGGUGGAGACAUGAACUUCCAUCAGCUCGUAUCCAUGACAAAAUUCCUUGCAUCUAAUGGGAUCCUGUGUCUUAGAUUCACAUGCAAAGGCCUCAACUUAGACUAUAGAAUUAGAGCUUACAGGGCAGUGAUGGAAUAUCUAAAAUCAUCAAAGGACUAUGCAGUAAAAAGCUGGUUUCUAGGGGGUCGAUCCAUGGGAUCUAGAGUUGCUGCCUGUAUUGUCAGGGACAGCCCCGAUGAAGAGCUUGUGCAAGGUCUAAUUUGCCUGUCAUUUCCACUACACCCACCAAAGCAGCAGCAUAAGCUUCGAUCAGAGGAACUGCUUCCUGUGCGCCACCCAGUACUUCUGAUUUCCGGAUCAGCAGAUGAAAUGUGUGAGAAAGAUUUAUUGGAAAGCAUAUUGAACCAAAUUCCAGUGGCUGUCAAAGUACACUGGUUAGAAGGAGCUAACCAUGGAAUGGAAGUUAAAGGAAGAGCAAAAGAAGACAUCAUGGCUGAGAUCAAUACUGUGGUCCUUUCAUGGAUUAGAGAAAUCCUUCAAUAAAAAUAAGAUUCAAAUGAUUUGUGUGGUGGUCAUAGAUGCAAACAAGUAAAACUUUAAAAACUAACUGGUAAUAUGGGUGUAAUAAAUGGCUGAUGUGAAACAAAAAAAAUUGGACUGGAAUUGUUUUACCCUAAUGUUCAUUGUUACUUUCCAAUAUCUGAGCAAUUAAACUAAAUAUUACUGCAAUUUAUACUUAGAGGUUUCUUUAUGUUUGUAAAAAAACAUAUUUUACCAGUAAAAUUUUCAUUCAUUCAUGUUAUUAACUAAUUAUGAUGUGUAGAAGGUUAAACACAAACUUUCAUUUAGCCUUAGACUUUAUUACAGUCAGUCAGAUUUGCUGCUGGAAAAUUCAAAUAAUCAGUAAGCCGUGGGAAAUUAUAAUUAAAAACAAUAAAAAAGAAUAAUACCCAUAACCUAAUUCCAAUAAUAAAAUCAGAUAUGAUCAUUUAGCAUGUGUUCAUCUCUUGCUGAAUCGUCAUGGAAUAGUUCAGAUCCAUGAUGAACAUGCACCCUUAUUUAAAUGUUUUGUCCUUAUAGUUGGAGCUCUGGAAAAAGAAAUUACCCGAUGUAACUAUUUUAUAUACCUUUAUAGUAAAAAUAUAAUGCGAUGUUUUUAAAUUGACACUGUGUACACAUAACCAAUAAAAAUCUAACUU